Messenger RNA from Labrus mixtus (cuckoo wrasse), 2526 nucleotides. It is a transcript of the gene pi4k2a, whose product is annotated as phosphatidylinositol 4-kinase type 2 alpha. The record is from RefSeq and is a predicted model, not a curated record. The coding region runs from base 161 to 1504 and encodes 447 amino acids. Gene Ontology annotation, molecular function: 1-phosphatidylinositol 4-kinase activity. Gene Ontology annotation, cellular component: plasma membrane; lysosomal membrane; endosome. The transcript is spliced from 9 exons. Lineage: Eukaryota; Metazoa; Chordata; Actinopteri; Labriformes; Labridae. Gene Ontology annotation, biological process: phosphatidylinositol phosphate biosynthetic process; endosome organization; Golgi organization.
GAUUUCUUCUUCCCUCCUGUGUUUCCUUGUUAGCCGACGUCAGUGUUAGCCAACAAAACAACCGUCCCACUUUCUUUACCCCUCUUAAUAUCGCCCUAUUUUCUCUACCUCCUUUUAUUCUCAAAGGGGUUAACAUCACUCCUCACCCACAAGCGACACAAUGGACGAGACGAGUCCGCUUGUCUCUCCGCUGCGGGACUCUGGUGAAUUCAACUACUGUCCCACAGAGCCCACCAGCCCCCGGGGCGCGUUUGGAAGCACGCCGGGCUCGGUGGUCCGUAUCCCCGCAGGCAGUCCGGGGCUGAGCCGGGAGAGACAGCCACUUCUGGAUCGGGAUCGUGGCAGCUCGCCUCGGGAGCCGCACAAGAACGAGUUCCCGGAGGAUCCCGAGUUCAGAGAGAUCAUCCGAAAGGCCGAGAGGGCCAUAGAGGAAGGGAUCUACCCAGAGAGGAUCUACCAGGGCUCCAGUGGAAGCUACUUUGUCAAAGACUCCCGGGGGAAGAUCAUCGGCGUGUUCAAACCUAAGAAUGAAGAGCCCUACGGCCAGCUCAACCCAAAGUGGACCAAGUGGCUCCAGAAACUUUGUUGUCCCUGCUGUUUCGGACGCGACUGCUUGGUGUUGAACCAGGGCUACCUCUCAGAGGCCGGCGCCAGCCUGGUCGAUCAGAAGCUGGAGCUCAACAUCGUUCCCAGGACCAAAGUGGUGUACCUGGCGAGUGAAACAUUCAACUACAGUGCCAUAGACCGGGUGAAGUCCAGAGGUAAGAGGCUCGCCCUGGAGAAGGUGCCUAAAGUGGGCCAGCGCUUCCACAGGAUCGGACUGCCACCAAAGGUCGGUUCCUUCCAGCUCUUCGUUGACGGAUACAAAGAUGCUGAUUUCUGGCUGCGGAGGUUUGAAGCAGAGCCUCUUCCUGAAAACACCAACCGCCAGCUUCAGCUGCAGUUUGAGCGUCUCGUCGUCCUCGAUUACAUCAUCAGAAACACAGAUCGGGGGAAUGACAACUGGUUGCUGAAGUACGACUGUCCAAUGGAUCCAGUGGGGAACAGGGACUCAGACUGGGUGGUCGUAAAGGAUCCCAUCAUCAAGCUGGCAGCUAUCGACAACGGCCUCGCCUUCCCCCUCAAGCACCCCGACUCCUGGAGAGCCUAUCCGUUCUACUGGGCGUGGCUCUCCCAGGCCAAAGUCCCUUUCUCCCAAGAAAUCCGAGAGCUGGUGCUGCCCAAACUCUCCGACCCCAACUUCAUCAAAGACCUGGAGGAGGACUUGUAUGAAUUAUUCAAGAAAGAUCCUGGUUUCGACAGAGGACAGUUUCACAAACAAGUAGCCGUAAUGAGAGGGCAGAUCCUGAACUUGUGCCAAGCCCUGAAAGAUGCUAAAACCCCCCUGCAGUUGGUCCAGAUGCCCCCAGUAAUCGUGGAAACAGCCAGAGCGCCUCAGAGAGCCAACAGUGAGUCUUACACACAGAGUUUCCAGAGCAGAAGACCCUUCUUCACCUGGUGGUAGGAACACCACUGUGAAGAGGAAGAGGAGGAACAGCAGAAGUGAUGGGGUGUCCAUGUGCCGAAGGAAGAAAGGACAGAAUCAGAAUGAGAGCACAGGUGACUGUCCCUAAUACGGAAAUAAUUCAUCGCCCGUCCCUUUUUGGAUAUUUUGGUUCCAGAGAUUGAGUUAUUGGGUGGAGAGAUGAGGCCAAAAGAGGAAGAACGUGAAAAUAUAUAUCUUCUCUGUUUGCCUCCGUGCCUUUUGUGGAUGUCAACAAAGAACACACACCUGAAGAUGAAGUUUCUGAACUUUUCUGCAAGAGAGAGAGAGAGAAAAGUUUCAGUGAGAGGUCAGACUUUUCUUUUGGACUCCUGGGGUGCACGUAAGGUUUGCUCACACAGAAGCCUCUCACACUUUGUUUUUGGACGGGAGGUGUUUGCAUUCCAUGCUUUGUUUUGCUUCUUCAUACCUCUCUGCCUUUUAACAUUUGCCUACAUAUUCCCUCCUGUGCAGUUAAACAAACCUGGGCAGUGCCACUACUGAGGAUCAGCAUUGCUUCUUUUUUUUUUUUUUUAAAUAAGCAACGUGUUGAUUGUGUUCAGGCUUUGUGGAUGAAGGUACUGAUGAACUUGAUGAACACAUGAUUUGUGGACUCCUCCUAACUGUUCAGCUAAAGAUCUACGAGUCCACUGGGUGAAGAUGGAUAGUAGUGACACUGACAGAAAAAGAAACAAGCCGUUUGUUAAGCUGAGGCCAUUUCCCUUCUUCCUCUAAUGAGUUAAACGACAGGUGAAGAAGAUAAAAAAAUUCAUCUGAUAGCAGGCAGAGGAGGGGUCCGAGGUCCCCCGGCCCACACGCUCCUGUUUUUCUCGGCCAUCUUGAUUUCAGUUAAUUUUCUGGCUCGUGGAGUACAACCGAAAUAAACAACAAAGUAGCUUCCUGCUGUACUGAACUGACAUGAAAUGUAUUGUGGCAAUGCACUGUAUAAUAUGUAUGUAAUAUUUAAUGAUAGAUUAUAAUUAAAACAUUACAUUAAUACAGAA